Molecule: messenger RNA, 2213 nt
Organism: Aricia agestis (brown argus)
Lineage: Eukaryota; Metazoa; Arthropoda; Insecta; Lepidoptera; Lycaenidae
Product: mitochondrial import receptor subunit TOM40 homolog 1-like
Exons: 8
Coding region: 125-1072 (315 amino acids)
Biological process (GO): protein import into mitochondrial matrix
Cellular component (GO): mitochondrial outer membrane; mitochondrial outer membrane translocase complex
Molecular function (GO): transmembrane protein transporter activity
Source: RefSeq, a predicted model, not a curated record
AAAUCAGAUCGAUUUUCUUUUUUCCACCAGGAUCGUCGUUCAAUAUCUUGCCGAAAUAUUUCGGCACAUGGUCACGAGCCCCUUGAUUUUGAAAUAAAUAGGUUAAUUGUGUUAAUAAAUUACAAUGGGAGGUGUAGGAAGCAGGUUCCGUGUUUAUAACUCAGGUUUGACGAGUGUAGACGCACCAAACGUAGAAGAUGCUAAUAAACGUGAAAACCCUGGUACUAUCGAUGAAUUGCACAAAAAGACCAAAGAGGUGAUGCCAGUUAAUUUUGAAGGAGGCAAGCUUAUAGUAAACAAAGGUAUCUCCAAUCAUUUCCAGAUGUCCCACACAUUAACAAUGAGUUCAAUGCAGAGUGGAUACAAACUAGGAGGAACAUACAUAGGCACAAAACAGAUAUCGCCCACGGAGGCAUUUCCUGUGAUGCUGGGUGAGGUGGAUCCAUCGGGGAAUGUAAACUGUAACUUUGUUCAUCAGCUGACACCCGAUGUGAGACUGAAGGCUGCUGCUCAAAUCCAAGAAUGUAAGCUGACAGCCACACAGGGCACGGUGGAGUAUAAGGGCUCCGACUACACGAUAGCCAUGGCUUAUGCCAAGCCCGACUUCAGUGAAAAGUCAUCUGUAUUAGUCGGACAAUACUUACAGUCGGUGACACGACGAUUGGCGCUAGGCGCGGAGCUUGUAUAUCAGGCGAGCCCGCGCGUGCCGGGAGGCGAGAUAGCGGUCGCGUCGGGUGCGGCCAGGUACACCAUGGACGAUUCUGAGGUAUCGGCCACAGUGAGUCCGGCCAGCUUCCACAUUUGCUACUUCAAACAAGCCAGUGAACAAUUGCAGGUGGUAGCUGAAAUGGAGACUUCCUUCAGAGGCAUGGAGUCAACAGGCACUAUAGGCUACCAGGUCACAAUACCAAAGGCAGAUCUAGUAUUCAGAGGUAUGGUGGACUCGAACUGGACAAUCGGAGCGGUGUUGGAGAAGAAACUUCAGCCGCUGCCAUUCACAUUUGCUCUGUCCGGCAUGGCCAACCAGGCCAAACAGCAAUUUAAGUUUGGAUGCGGGUUCUACAUCGGAUAGACUGUGUCAGUGUUUGUGUUGCUCGGGACUAGUGCAGUGCUGUCAGUGUUUUAGUUUCAGCUGUAGUUAGUCAGACCAAUGAUGUUUAAAUAUGUUACAGAAGAAUCAACAACUAAGUAAAUUGUGCAUGUGAUUAUAAGCAAUUGAUAAAAAAUAGAAGUGUCGUUUUUAAAACUAUUAAAAGCUUGUAUUUUGUACUCCUAGUCAUUUGGUUUACAAUUUGAUGCAAGCUGGAAGUAUUUAAAAUAAACAAAAAUCUAUUACUUAUAAUAAUAAUAAACAAUAUUUUUAAAACUUAAUUAACAAUUUGUAACAAAUCUGUUACUAGUCUUGAGCAAAUUGUUGAAGAAUAAGUUCCAUGAUAAUGUAAUGAAAAAGUAUUUUGGACAUAAUUUUAGAUUUUAUUGGCAGUAAACAUAUUGUUAUGUUUGUUUAAAUUCAAUUUGUAACUAUAAAGUUACAAAUUGAAUUUAAAAUAUGUCUUUAAUCUUUAUGAUGGAUAACCAUCAUAAAGGUUAAAGACUUUAUAUUAGCAAUAAUUAAGAAGUGUGAGUCCAAAAUACAAAUUGCUAAAUAGAAUUUUGGCUCAUUUUUUCUGAGUCAAGAAUGCACUGCACCAAAUAAGCAUUUAAUUGAGGUUAUAAACUUCUAUUCUGUUAGUGAAUGAAAUAUUAAUAUUAUUAUGUCCAGAAAAGGGAAAGGAAAAGGAUUUUAGGAUAUAUAUUACUGCCCGAAAGUUUAUUUUAUGUACCUAAGUUAGCUAAUAGUUGACCAAAAUUUAUUUUCUUUUGGUGCAUUUAUAAAUGGAUUUUGUGUAUUUAAUUUUAAACUUAUGUUUACUUUAUAAUUAUUUGUGCAUUACACAAAAGUGUAUUGCUUUUAUCAAAAAUAUAUGCCAUCAUCAAAAAGUAUAUUAUGCAGUAUGCUAUUCUUCUGAUAUCAUUGGAAAAGUUUAGUUUUCAUAAAAUAAACACAAGAUUAACCAAAUAAUUAUGUACUAUUAAAUAUUUGAUGCAACUUAUAGAAAAAAGAUAGAACUUAGUUCCUAAAAUGUAUGUUCAGUGACCCACUAACAUCUUAUUUGUAAUGGUUAUAGAAAUCACAGUUUUACUGACAAAUAUAGAAAUGCCACCAUAAGAAA